Molecule: messenger RNA, 1146 nt
Organism: Chenopodium quinoa (quinoa)
Lineage: Eukaryota; Viridiplantae; Streptophyta; Magnoliopsida; Caryophyllales; Amaranthaceae
Exons: 3
Coding region: 1-1146 (381 amino acids)
Molecular function (GO): zinc ion binding
Source: RefSeq, a predicted model, not a curated record
AUGAUCCAAGAAGGGCAUGAUGAGUCCUAUGCCCUUCUGCCUGCUUAUUGUGAGCUGCUGAAACAGAGAAAUCCUAACUCUGUUGCAUUUUGUACUUGGGCAAGGCUGGAAUCACCACAACCUACCCUACAGUUCAGAUCUAUUUUCAUAAGUUUUGAAGCACAAUUUAAGGGUUUGAUCAAUGGCUGCAGAGGGUUAAUUGGUGUAGAUGGCACCCACCUCAAGGGUAAUUAUGGAGGGGUGUUAUUGGAAGCUGUGUGCCUAGAUGGUAAUAAUGAAAUCUUCCCAGUAGUUGUAGCUGUGGUGGACUAUGAGAAUAAAUCAAGUUGGACUUGGUUUUUUCAUCACUUGAAGCAAAUUGUAACAUCUACAGGAAGACAAGAUUGGACCAUAAUUUCAGACAGACAAAAGGGAGUUGAUCCAUCCUUGGAUAAGGUAUGGCCAAAAAUCCAAAGAAGGUAUUGUGCAAGACACUUGUGCAAAAACUUCAAGUUUGAAUACCCUGGUUUGCUUAUGCACAAGCUUUUUUGGGCAGUCACAAAUGCAACCUCUAUGUUCAGCUUCAAGAAAGCUUUACAAAAACUGCAAGAACAUGCUGGAUUAGGGGCCAUUCAGUGGUUUAAGGACUUAGGACCCCUAGACAAGUGGACAAAGUGGAGGUUUGACCCCACUGUGAGGAGUGAUGAAAACACAAACAACUUUGUUGAAAGCUUUAACAGCACCAUAAGCACAGAGAGAUGUAUGCUUGUGUUAACUCUACUUGAAGGUGUAAGAAGAAUUGCCAUGGUUAGACAUGCAACCAGACAACAUAUAGCUGAACAGUGGAAAGAUGAUGAAAUAUGUCCAAAUAUCACUGAGAGGCUAAGAGUGCUUACCAAAGAGUCCAGGACAUUUACAGCCUUCAGUUCUGGCAGAGGUGAAUUUGAAGUGCAUGUUGGAAGGAGUAUGAUACCUGUGUCUAUUAGCAACAAGGAAUGUGCCUGUAGGAAGUGGCAAAUAUUAGGUAUCCCUUGUAAGCAUGGCAUCAGGGCCAUAUUACAUGAUGGAAAACAACCAGCCUUGUAUGUCAGUGACUGGUUUUUUGUUGCUAGAUACAAGCAGGCAUACAGUGGGAACAUUUCAGCCAUUCCUGACCCUGACUGCUAA